AAUUAUUAGUGAGAAUAUAAUAUCAGGGGGGUCAUCACAAUUCCCACAUGAAUCACGGUGACAUUCCACGAUACUACAUAUAAGUUAUAACACAUAGUUAGCACCACCAGUUUCAUAGAAGUAACACAAGAGAGAAAUGGUGAAAGACCCAAGAAGUGGAUUUUGUAGUUCCAAUUCAAUCUUCUACAGCAAGAGAAAACCUCUCUCUCUUCCUCCAAACCACUCCUUAGAUGCCACCACUUUCAUCUCCUCACGCGCCCAUCACGGCAACAUCGCCUUCAUCGACGCCUCCACCGCCCGUCAGUUCACCUACCAACAACUCUGGCGAGCAGUUGAUUCCGUCACCUCCUCACUCUCCACCAUGGGAAUCCGAAAAGGCGACGUCAUCCUCCUCCUCUCUCCCAACUCCAUCUAUUUCCCUAUAGUCUGUCUCUCCGUCAUGUCCCUCGGUGCCAUCAUAACCACCACUAAUCCCCUCAACACAACACGCGAAAUCGCAAAACAGAUCGCCGAUUCCAAACCCGUACUUGCCUUCACAACCCCUCAACUCGUUUCCAAAAUCACCGGAGCAUCACCCUCACUCCCAGUUAUUCUCAUGGACACCGGCGGUAACUCAUCCUCAUCAUCAACAAACACACUGGAGAAAAUGAUGGAGAAGGAACCGGAGUUGAGUAGAAUGAAAGAGCGAAUCAACCAGGACGACACGGCCACUUUACUUUACUCAUCCGGAACUACUGGACCCAGCAAAGGAGUAGUUUCUUCACACAAGAAUCUCAUAGCCAUGGUUCAAAUCAUCAUGGAUAGGUUCAGUGAAUCAAAAGAGAAUCGUGGAGAAACAUUCAUAUGCACGGUUCCUAUGUUUCACAUAUACGGUCUCGCCGUGUUCGCUACAGGGCUUCUGGCAUUAGGUUCAACCAUCGUUGUUCUCUCCAAAUUCGAGAUGCAUGAUCUGCUUUCUUCCAUUCAGAAAUUCAGAGCCUCGUUCUUACCGCUGGUGCCACCCAUACUGGUUGCUAUGCUGAACAACGCCGAUGCGAUCAAUAGCAAGUACGAUUUGAGUUCCCUUCAUACGGUGCUGUCCGGUGGGGCUCCUCUGAGUAAAGAAGUUACGGAAGGGUUUAUUGAAAAGUACCGUAAUGUUAAGAUCCUUCAGGGUUAUGGUCUGACAGAAUCGUCUGGAGUUGGAUCUUCCACUGAAUCUUUGGAAGAGAGUCGUAGGUACGGCACGGCGGGGCUAGUGUCUUCUUCGACGGAGGCUAUGAUUGUCGACACUGAAACUGGUAAACCGCUACCGGUUAACCGGACCGGUGAGCUUUGGCUUCGGGGUCCCACCAUCAUGAAAGGUUAUUUUAGCAAUGAGGAGGCAACUACAUCGACUAUUAACUCAGAGGGUUGGUUAAGAACAGGAGAUGUUUGCUAUAUUGAUACUGAUGGAUUCUUGUUUGUUGUGGAUCGCUUGAAAGAGCUCAUCAAAUACAAGGGAUAUCAGGUCCCUCCAGCAGAACUAGAGGCUUUGUUACUCACUCAUCCUGACAUUUUGGAUGUUGCUGUCAUACCGUUCCCAGAUAAGGAAGUUGGGCAGUAUCCAAUGGCAUAUGUGGUAAGGAAGCCUGGAAGUAACAUAUCUCAAGCCCAAGUUAUGGAUUUUGUUGCACAACAGGUGGCUCCAUACAAAAAAAUUCGAAAAGUGGCAUUUAUAUCUUCCAUACCUAAAAAUCCAUCUGGUAAAAUUCUUCGGAAGGAUCUCAUCGCGCUUGCUUCGUCUAAACUCUGAAUGCUUUUGAGAUUGAAUAGUAUAUGUUGAGAAUAAAGGAUAGUUGAUAUUAGCGAAGUUGCUUGUGUAACUAGCAAACCUCGCUAUUGUUGUAACUAUCAAGUCUAUGAAGUCAAGUUAGUUGUAUCUGUUGUGAUUGAUUUCUACUAGGUUGUUAGAAUCUAGGUGAGAGUUAGUUAUUGAGAAUAACUAAUUGUAGUUGCUAUAAGUUGUAUGAGGCUUAACCUUGUAUGACAGAUUUUGUGUAUUUCAUUUUCAUAAUGCAAUGCAAGCUAGUCUAUACAUUUCAA
This is a messenger RNA of Vicia villosa (hairy vetch), 2064 nucleotides long. RefSeq names its product probable CoA ligase CCL5. Gene Ontology annotation, cellular component: peroxisome. The transcript is spliced from 5 exons. NCBI's taxonomy places the organism in Eukaryota, Viridiplantae, Streptophyta, Magnoliopsida, Fabales, Fabaceae. Gene Ontology annotation, molecular function: CoA-ligase activity. The coding region runs from base 137 to 1774 and encodes 545 amino acids. The record is from RefSeq and is a predicted model, not a curated record.